CGACUCCCAACGCUCGACCGCGUCCUUAAAUCUCUACUCUUUGAAGGGAGGACAUGCGGCGAUAGCAAUGAGGAGCUGUGCAGAGUGGAUCUAAAUAUAUUAAUCGGCUGAAUCUUUUAUGAUUCAGCCACAGUUCACUUUAUCACAUUAGGACCUAGUUCAAGCAUUCAAACAUGGCAGAUACCAAGCAGCCCUCCGAUAGGCCACAGAGGAAGAUGUCCACCGCAGGGGAAAGUUUAUACAAGGUGCUGGGACUGGAGAAAGGUGCCUCAGGAGAGGACAUUAAAAGAGCAUACAGAAAACUGGCUCUAAAAUACCAUCCAGACAAAAAUCCCGACAACCCAGAAGCUGCAGAAAAGUUUAAAGAAAUCAACAACGCUAAUUCCAUCCUCGCCGAUGAGACCAAGCGCAAGAUCUACGAUGAAUACGGCUCCAUGGGUCUCUACGUCUCCGAGCAGUUUGGAGAAGAUAGUGUCAAAUAUUACUUCCUCAUGUCAAAGUGGUGGUUCAAGGCUACGGUCGUGUGCUGCACCCUCUUCUCAUGCUGCUGCUGUUGUUGCUGCUGUUGCUUCUGCUGUGGAAAGUGCAAACCACCGGAGGACGAUGAGAACUACCAGUACGUGGACCCAGAAGACUUGGAGGCGCAGAUCAAAGCCGAGCAGGAUGGAGGAGGUGAAACUAUUAUAAUUGUCCAGCCUAUAUCUAGUCCUGGUCAAGAAAUCUGCAGCGAAACUUUACCGGAUUCAAAAUGACUCUGGAGCAGUGAUGUGGAAGAGCUGCGUCAGGGAAGGGAGACUUAAAUAUCCCUAUUUUUGUCCAGCCCAGUCCCACUGUCAACACCCCAGAGUCCACACAUUUUGCCUCCAACCAGCCCAUCCACACCACUAAGAAGUGAGCCACAUGCCUGGUCCUGCUCAUCAUCACCACCGAGGGGUCCCUGCUCACAGACACUUGAGACCCUCAAUGUAGUGUGUUGACCGCAGGGCAUCAUGGCACCAGGACACCGUGCCACACCACUAUAUUCCUUUUCGGACCCACAGGAAACAAGCGGCAGUUUGCCAAAAGACAGAAACCUCUGCCAAGCUCAUUUAAACUGUAUCUCCAUUGGUGUGUAUGUCCAUCUGUCUGUCUAUACCACACAUCUCGAAUUAAUAUAGCUGGGAAACCGGUGCCAUCAGGCUGUGCUCCAAAAGGGAGUGGGUUUUAUUUUCGGGGACUAUUUAUUUUUAUUUUAUCGCUCUGGGUUUGUUUCUGUGUUAGAAGCAUGGAUGUGAGUGGAAUGUUCACGUGAGUGCAUGCCAAAGAUUAGCCGCAUGCCUCUAGUAUACAGCAUUUAAACUUGUGCGCGAACAAGCCCUCCUCCUAAUAAAAUAAAAAAACAUGGAGCCUCAGCUUGCCACUUUCGUUUUGCUUUUUAAAAUGGGAGAUUCAGGUGUGCAGUCACAUCUCACAUGGUGCGUUUGCAUUAUAUGGCAUUCAAUACGGCCAUCGUAUGCAAAUGACACUUAAAUGUGUAGUUAGUCCUACCGACAAACGCAGCCGACGUGCCAUAUGCAACGGUGGUACCGUAUUUCCCUAAGAUCGUAACACUUGAAAUUGCCGGUGAAAGAUGUUUUUCUAUGCACUUUUCUUUCCACUACCUACGUACAAACUUCAAGACACCAAUGCAAAUCUAAUGGCUUUAGCCUUUACAGCUAUUUAUCAACCGCGAAGGCUAUGCUAUCUGUACAUGUAAAUUUGUUUUUAUUUGUUAAAUGGGAACAAACGUAAUUUUUGUGAACGCUAUGCCAAAUCACACCUGUUUUCUUUAUGCUGUUACGUACGUAUGACAAAACGCAAAUAUUUUUAAUCGUAUUUAUUUUUAAUAUAUCAACAUUUGAGAUUAACGUGUAUGUCAUGUUGUGACUGAAAUGAUGCACUGUGUAUACUUGAAAUUGAUUUUAGCAAUAAGGAAAUGCCCGCCGUGUUAAAUGUGAAGGACUCCAGAGUCUAUACAUUAUUAGAGUAAAUGCCAAAUGUUGUUUUGAUGUCUCAAUAGCAAUAGUACUACAUAUCCAUGCUGAUAGGCGGUUUUGUUUCGGCGUGUGAAUAGAAAUAUAAUUUUAAAAACAUUGUGUGGUCCGCUGUCAGUUCUGGUUGUUUCGAGGGCAUUUUCUUAUAGCAAAGACGUUUUCUUUUAUUUGGUAUGGAUGGAUAUUGCUUUCAGUGAAUAAACUUCAUGCAAAAUAUUAUGAAAACAGACAUUCAUUAGAAAGUAGUGGAAUACAAUCUGCUGUCUUUCCGGCAUUUUUGUCAAUGUUACAUUUCCAUGUUCACUGGAUCCAUUUAUUUUAAUAGAAAGGGCCCAUUUCUGCAAUCUACAUUUUUUUUUUACAUAUGCAUUGCUGGUACUUGAUUAGGGAGCAAAUAGUUACUAUUUUAAACCAUGUAAGAUGAAAGCUUCCACAUGGAGUUUUAUAAUGCUGUACAACUUUCGAAAACUUUUUUUUGGUGACGAGGGGAAAUUUGCCAGUUACUAAAAAAUACAACUGCAGAACAACAUGGUGUGCUCUGAGAACCACGGCACACAUUUAGUGCUUCACCUUUACUUUCUUCCUGUUUUUAUGCAACAUUUGUUAUGCAUCACACAUUUCAUUGUAUGUUUAUAUUAUUAAAUCUGAAUUAAAUGAAUGGGGAUUUGUAAUAA
Misgurnus anguillicaudatus (oriental weatherfish) is the source of this 2686-nucleotide messenger RNA. It is a transcript of the gene dnajc5ga, whose product is annotated as DnaJ (Hsp40) homolog, subfamily C, member 5 gamma a. Lineage: Eukaryota; Metazoa; Chordata; Actinopteri; Cypriniformes; Cobitidae. The record is from RefSeq and is a predicted model, not a curated record.